This is a messenger RNA of Thunnus maccoyii (southern bluefin tuna), 3465 nucleotides long. Its product is annotated as E3 ubiquitin-protein ligase TRIM21-like. The record is from RefSeq and is a predicted model, not a curated record. Gene Ontology annotation, molecular function: zinc ion binding; protein binding. The transcript has 2 exons. Lineage: Eukaryota; Metazoa; Chordata; Actinopteri; Scombriformes; Scombridae. Bases 117 to 1763 code for a protein of 548 amino acids.
GCUGCUACAGACUGUUCUCAGUCUCUCUCAGUUUCUGUCUAAGGAUUAAUAAAACUUCAACAGGAUCAUCAGGCUUUUCUCCUUCAACCUUUCUUCAGCUUCUACAGUGUGUCACCAUGUCAGCCACGAGCUGUGUGUUGUCUGAAGAGCAGUUCCUGUGUAGCAUCUGUCUGGAUGUGUUCACUAAUCCUGUGACUAUACCAUGUGGACACAACUUCUGUAAAAACUGCAUCACUCAGCACUGGAAAAUUAACAGUGUUAAGUGCCAGUGUCCCAUGUGCAAAAAGAAUUUUAAAACACGACCUGAGCUGUCUGUCAACACUUUUAUAUCUGAGAUGGCUGCUGAGUUCAGACAGUCAGUUGGAAAGAGAGGCAGCACGGACUCUGAGAUACAAGUUGCCAAACCAGGAGAAGUCUCCUGUGAUGUCUGCACCGGAACUAAACUGAAGGCGCUAAAGUCCUGCUUGACGUGUUUGGCUUCCUACUGUGAGAUUCACCUGGAUCCUCAUCUGUCAGCGGACACCCUGAAAAAACAUCAGCUGAUUGAUCCUGUGGAGAACAUGGAGGGCAGGGUGUGUACAAAGCACAAAAAACCUCUGGAGCUGUUCUGCAAGACUGAUCAGACAUAUGUGUGCUCACACUGCACUGUUUUAGACCAUGCGACACAUAACAUUGUUUCUCUGAAAGACGAAUAUGAAGCAAAAAAGGUCGAGCUGGAGCAGGCAGAGGCUGAAAUCCAGCGCAUGAUCCAGGAGAGGCAACUGAAGAUCAAGCAGAUGAAAUGCUUUAAAAUGCACAGUAAGGAAGAUGCAGAGAGAGAGAUAGCACAUGGAAUUCGGAUUUUCACAAUUCUGAUGCAGAAUGCGGAGAGAGACCUGAACAAACUCAUUGAGAUGAUUGAAGGCAGGCAGAAAACAACUGAGGAACACGCCGAUGGCUUCAUUAAAGAACUGGAAGAGGAAAUCUCUGCAUUGAUAAAGAGAAGUACUGAGAUGCAGCAGCUCUCACACACUCAAGACCACCUUCACCUCCUCCAGAGCUUCACAUCCCUAAAUACAGCUCUACUCAACAAGACCUGGACGGAGCCCAGCAUCUGUCCACCAUCAUAUGAGGGGAGUGUGGUGAGAGCUGUGACUCAGCUGGAGGAGACACUCAGCACAGAGAAGAGGCAGCUGCUGCAUGAGGCCAAGCUGAAGAGGGUCCAGCAUUACGCAGUGGAUGUGAUUCUUGAACCUGACACAGCUAAUCCCUGGCUCAUGCUGUCUGAUGAUGGGAAACAAGUGUGGUGUGGCAACAUGAGGAGGGACCUGCCAGACAACUCAGAGAGAUUUUCUCUUUAUGUCAGUGUCCUAGCACAGCAGAGUUUCGCUUCGGGAAGAUUUUACUAUGAGGUUCAGGUUACAGGGAAGACUGACUGGACUCUGGGAGUGGUCAAAUGGUCAGUCGACAGGAAGGGAAUAUUCCCGCUGAGCCCAGUGUAUGGCUACUGGGCUGUGGGUUUGAGGAAUGGGAAUGAGUACUUAACUCUCACCAGCCCUGUUGUCCGUCUGAGUCUGGACUCGAGGCCUCAGAAGGUUGGGGUGUUUGUGAGUUAUGAGGAGGGUCUGGUCUCCUUUUAUGACGUAGAUGCUGCAGUUCAUCUCUACUCCUUCACUGACUGCUCCUUCACUCACGAACUCUGUCCGUUCUUCAGUCCUGGUCUUCAUCAUGGUGGCAUGAACUCUGCCCCUCUGAUCAUUUCUCCUGUCAAUCACACUGAUUAGAUUGGAUCAUUCAUUUUGCCAUUUUAGAGAUGCAAUUCAAAGAAUUAAGGUGACAUAAACUGAGAUGUAACUAUUAAAGGCAGCCCAUCUCCAAAACAAACAAGCAACAGAAUCUUGAUACACUUUCAGUUUGUCAAAUUUUUAUGGCUAAGGUGUAAACAAUACUUAGUCAUUCACAGACACAGACUACAUAAAAAUACAUCCUCUGGAGUCAUGUUGCUGUCCACAUGUUGAGUGUAAAGGCUAAUAUUCACUUUAUGGCUGGUUUGGUUCAUUAUUCAGCCAUUGGGGAAGAGUUAGUCUCUAUUUUUUGGGAGAGCUGAGAUUUAUUUCUUAUUUCAGUCUUCACCUUGUCUCUGUACCAGUUUUAUUUUCCUCAUCACAAUCAACUAGUAGUUAGAAGAACUGAUAUGUCAGCUUUGAGAAACAAUGAUCUCUAGAGGCUCAAUUUUUUUCUUCUAUAGCGGCUCCCCUCCUCAUUUAUUCUGAUUCUUAAAAUAAAGCAGAACUCCAGUAAAAUGUGUCAUAUUCGACUACAAUACAAGUUCAGUAUUUGUGUUCAGUUGUAUGUAAAACCACUUCGCCUAUGUGCACAACCAGAGAUUACCGUAAGAGGAAGUCUUCCUCUCUCCUGUGCAUCGGUGAGCAGAAGAAUUUUACUGACAAUUGACUGAUAGGGAUUAACUUGUGUUUUGAUAGGACAGUGCACUGUGCAGCUGUUAAGCUGUCCAACACAUCUAGUUGUAAAACUUGGGCCUCAUGUAAAUGGUUUAGUUUUGAAGGGCACUCAGACAUGUGAGCUUAAAGUAAUAUAUAUAUAUAUUUUAAAUCAGGGUUAGGUUGAUAAAAUUUGCUGGGUUGCAUCUGUUUCAUUAUUCAGCAACAGUGGUGGUACAUAUUAUAUUCAUGGUUACGUCCUGCAAUUAAAUGAAUGGUGCUUGACUGGGUGUGCUUGCUGAGGAAUCGGGACACGUCUUGUCAGGCAACAGGAGGAGGACCAGUGACUGGUCCCUCCCAGUCACUGGAAAAUACCUGGAAACUAGAUAUUAGUCAGGGAGCCUCAGGCAGAGAGGAGCAAUUCUGAGUGGCUAGAACAAUAGGAAAUUGAAUUUGAAAAAAAGUCCACUUCUUGAGAAACUUGAUAACUAUGUGACAAUGAUUAUUCUUUUAACAUAUCAAGCCAUCACCAUCUUACAUUUUUUGUGCAACUUUUAAUUAUUAAUUGCAAAACAAGUAGUAUCAAUUUGAUACUGUUAUUAUUUUGAGAUAUUAUGGGGAGGGUGUUGGAGUUGCAGUUUUCUAUGUCCAAAGAGAUUAUUAAUAACACUGAGGAGGGCGUGUCACCCCACCCAGUCAUUUUCAUACAUUCCCUCAACCCAAACACCAGCAGUAAUUUGACACGUCAACUCCAGAAAAGCAACAAUUUUAUCACAUUGGCUUCCAGGACAAGCAUAUCCUGGUUACUUGACCAUGACGUCUACUUGUGUCUAUAUGAUCUGUUCGGUGUAUUUGAAAGGCAUUUCACUGAUGCAACUCAAAUGUUGUGAUGUGAUGAUAUGUGUGUAUGUGUAUGUGUAUUUGUAUGUGUUGCACUUUGAACUUCAGAUUCUAUUCAGUGGUACUAUUUUUGAAAGUUCCUUGUUAACAACUUUUUGUAUGUUUGUACUCUUUAUUAUGUUAACAUAUAAUAUAAAAAAUAAUG